AUGGCUGAGAAAAUUGCUCUUUUAGAAGGUUUCCUGAACUGCCAUAUGUGCACAGAGACUUUCAGAGAUCUUGUGUCUCUGAGCUGCAGCCACAGCUUCUGUUCAAGGUGUCUGCAGAAAUUCUGGGAACAAGCUAAAAACACGAACUGUCCCAUUUGUAAAAUAAAACCUUCAAAAGAAGAUCCUGGGGUGAACUUCACACUGAAGGAACUAGCUGACUCAUUUGCUGGGAGACUGAAAGCUGGAUCAUCUGAGACAGAAAAAGGAGAAAAGAAGGUGGAGGUGGUGUGUAGCAAACAUCAAGAAAAGCCUACAUUGUUUUGUGAGGAUGAACAGAGAGCUGUGUGUCCUGGCUGUGAGGUUUCUCUCCACCACGGUCACAAUGUGGUUCCUGUAGAAGAAGUAGUCAGUGACUUGAAGGACCAGCUGACAUUUGAUUUAGAGUCUUUAAUGGACAAGAGGGACAAAUAUGAAGAAGUGGAGGAUACAUACAUCGAAAUGAUUCAACACUCCAAGAAGCAGCUGUUGUCCACAAAGAAGCAGAUCAGAGCAGAGUUCAACAAGCUCCACCAGUUCCUAGAAGAGGAAGAGGAGUCCAGACUGGCAGCUCUGAAGGAGGAAGGGAAGCAGAAGGGGAAGACUAUGAGCAGAGAGAUGAAGAAGAUUCAGGAGCAGAUCUCCUCUCUGUCAGACAGUAUCUCUGCUGUUGAAGAAGACCUUCAGAAAGACAACAUGUCAUUCCUCAGCAUUUAUAAAGCCACUCAGACCAGAGCCAGAGCCCAGAGCUCACUGUCAGAUCCACAGCUGGUCUCAGGAGCGCUGAUAGAUGAGGCCAAACACCUGGGCAACCUGUCCUUCAGAGUCUGGGAGAAGAUGAAGGAGAAGGUCCACUUCAGUCCUGUCAUUCUGGACCCAAACACUGCCAGCCGAUGGCUCUUUAUGUCCAAUGAUCUGACCAGUGUGAGCGAUAGAGAAAUUAAGCAGCAGCUCCCUGCUAAUCCAGAGAGACACAUUAAUUAUUCCAAUGUUCUGGGCUCUGAGGGCUUCAGCUCAGGGAAACACAGCUUUGAGGUGGAAGUGGGAGACCAUCCUAGCUGGAAUGUGGGUUUGGCUAAAGAGUCCGUUUCCAGGAGGGGAAAGCGAUUUGCUACGCCUGCCUAUGGAAUCUGGUGUUUCACGUAUCGCAGAGGAGAAUACACUGAUGUUGCUGGUGAGACUGUUACAGUGAAGAAGAGUCUCCAGAGGAUCAGAGUCCAGCUGGACUUUGAAAGGGGGGAGGUGUCCUUCUACGACCCUGAAGACGAGACUUGUAUCUACACUCACAGUGAACCCUUUACGGAGAAACUCUUCCCUUAUUUUAAUGUUGGACCAUCUGGUGAUGCUAAAACCACUGAUAUCAAAAUCUGUCAAACUGCAAUUUCUCUGUGA
This is a messenger RNA of Scomber japonicus (chub mackerel), 1428 nucleotides long. Its product is annotated as E3 ubiquitin-protein ligase TRIM35-like. Gene Ontology annotation, molecular function: protein binding; zinc ion binding. Bases 1 to 1428 code for a protein of 475 amino acids. Lineage: Eukaryota; Metazoa; Chordata; Actinopteri; Scombriformes; Scombridae. The record is from RefSeq and is a predicted model, not a curated record. The transcript has a single exon.